This is a messenger RNA of Tripterygium wilfordii, 1074 nucleotides long. RefSeq lists its product as uncharacterized. Bases 130 to 786 code for a protein of 218 amino acids. The record is from RefSeq and is a predicted model, not a curated record. NCBI's taxonomy places the organism in Eukaryota, Viridiplantae, Streptophyta, Magnoliopsida, Celastrales, Celastraceae. The transcript has 2 exons. Gene Ontology annotation, biological process: intracellular protein transport; endoplasmic reticulum to Golgi vesicle-mediated transport. Gene Ontology annotation, cellular component: endoplasmic reticulum membrane; endoplasmic reticulum.
AGAUUGGAAUUCAAAGCGACCAUUCACACAGGGAUGGUCAGACCUUUCCCUCACCCACCCUCUAUUUAUCUCUGGAAGAAUCUCUGUUUAGCGAUCUAAAACGUGUUCUCGGUGGCGUCACCAUAGAAGAUGAUACAGCUGCUGUACACCGUGAUCGCCGCCGAGAUGGCGCUCAUUCUGACUCUCCUCUUCAAGACUCCUUUGAGAAAGCUUGUUAUCAUUACACUUGAUCGGGUUAAGCGCGGACAGGGUCCAGUCAUGGUCAAGACCGUGGCGGCAACCGUGUUCGCGGUAUUGUUGUCGAGCGUCUACAGUAUGGCCAAGAUCCAGAACAUCAAGCUCGAAGCCGGCGCCCUUAACCCCACCGACGAGGUCCUCAUGGCAAGGCAUAUGCUUGAAUCGUCUCUUAUGGUAUUCUUGUUAUUCCUCUCGCUGAUGAUUGAUAGGUUACACCAUUACAUAAGGGAGCUUAGAUUGCUGAGGAAGACAAUGGAGGAUGCAAAGAAACAAACUCGAGGCUUUGAGGAUGGGAAAAAUGGAAAUGCGGAGGAGCUCAAGGCCAUGGGAGAGGAUAUUGCUACAUUGAGGAAGAAAAUUGAAAAACUGGAACUGGACUGCGAGACAAAAGGUAAGGAGGCAAAGACCGCACAAGCUGAAGCAGAUGCAUUGAGGAAGCAAUCUGAAAAACUGCUUCUGGAGUAUGAUCGUUUGGUAGAGGAUAAUCAGAACCUGAAAAACCAGUUGGAGUCCAUAGGCCAAAGUUCAUUGCACUCUGAUGGCAAGUAGAAAGUGUGAAUGGAUAUAUACUUGCUAUUGAGAAAUUAUCUUGUGUAUCAAGGUGAGAAUAUUUUGGAUUUGUGAUGUAGGAAAUGGAAAGGUUGGUUUUGGUCGUGGUCACAAAUGGGUCUAUCUGUUAUGUAAGGUUAGUGACAUGAUGCAGACAGUUUUGAGUAAAUUUUCAAUAUAAAGUAUGUUGGCUAAUGCCUGGAUCUUUUGAAGUGUCGGCUUCAUACUAGGUACUAUGUAAGAAAUUAAAACAGCAGCCAUAAGACUGGGAGUGGCCUUGAUUGAAGC